CCAAUGUGCUUGCUUGCCUGGAUGGGAAGGAACAUUUUGUGAAUAUGAAUCAAAUGAAUGUAAAUCAGAGCCUUGUAAAAAUAAUGGCACCUGCACAGAUCUUUUCAACAGCUAUGGAUGCACAUGUACAGCAGGCUGGACAGGGCCAGACUGCAGUGAAGAUAUAAAUGAAUGUGAUUCUGAACCAUGCUUAAAUGGUGCCACCUGUUACGAGUCUGUUAUCCAGGGACAAUUUGUGUGCAUUUGUCCUCCAUUUUAUACUGGUGACUUUUGCCAUCAGCCCUUCAAUCCCUGUGACCUUCCAUACAAUCCAUGCAUAAACAACUCAACCUGCUUGACACAAGUUGAUGGAAAUCCACUGUGCGUUUGCAAAACAGGAUUUGAAGGUACUUACUGUGAAGUCAACAUUGAUGAGUGUGCCUCCCAUCCAUGCCAGCAUCAGGGUCUCUGUGUGGAUGGGGUUAGCUAUUACAGAUGCUCCUGCCAGCAUGGCUUUACUGGAACACUGUGUGAAGUGGAGAUUAAUGAAUGUUUAUCAAGACCGUGCAAAAAUAAUGGAACUUGCCUAGAUCUCAUAAAUAGAUUCCUCUGUAAUUGUACACCUGGAUACUAUGGGUCUCUCUGUGAGAUGGAUGUAAAUGAAUGUGAAACUUUGCCUUGCUUGCAUGAAGGAAGCUGCAUCAACAGGCUUGGAGGCUAUCAGUGUUUCUGUCUCCCUGGGUUCACAGGUGAUAGAUGUGAAGUAAAUAUAGAUGAAUGUACAUCUACUCCUUGCCUCAACAAUGGAAGUUGCAUUGAUGAUAUCAAUUCCUACAAGUGUCACUGUAGGAGAGGUUUUGUUGGAACAAAGUGCGAGAUAAAUGUUAAUGAAUGCUUGCCAGACCCUUGUCUUCAUGGAAGAUGUAUCGAUCUCAUUGAUGGAUAUCAAUGCUCCUGUGAAUCAGGUUGGACCAGCUCAAGAUGUGAGAUAAAUAUUGAUGAAUGUGAAUCUGUUCCUUGCAUUAAUGGAGGUUCUUGUCAAGAUUUGGAUAAUGCAUUUGUUUGUGCUUGCCUGAGUGGAUACACUGGUGAAUUUUGUGAAGUUGAUAUUGAUGUUUGCAGUGAACCUGCACUGAACUCAGUUCUCUGCUACAAUGGAGGUAUAUGUGUUGAUGGACCCGGAAGAACUUUUCAUUGCAGGUGCCUUGCUGGAUUUUCUGGACAGUUUUGUGAAAUAGAAGUUAAUGAGUGUAAUUCAUCACCUUGUCUACAUGGUUCAACCUGUGAAGAUCAUAUCAAUGGAUACACUUGUAAAUGUCAGCAAGGAUGGGAAGGCCUCCACUGUGAGCUGGACAUUGAUGAGUGCAUAUCCAGUCCCUGCAUACAUGGCAUCUGUGUUCAGAGGGAACCCAGCUUCGGUUAUACCUGUUUUUGCAAGCCAGGAUUUGUGGGACGAAGCUGUGAGCUUAAUUACAAUGAUUGCCUUAUACAGUCCUGCUCCAUUGGGUUCCUUUGCAUUGAUGGAAUAAACAAUAUCACCUGUUUACCUACUAGCCCUCAAAGCAAGCAAACUGUCACUGAAAUGGCUGAAGUGUUUCCUACUGAGAUUUUAGAUAAUGACCUUUCAUCAGCCCUGUCUGUGUCAACGGAACUUUGGUCUAAACAUGCUACUCCUGAUUUUCAUGCAAAACAGGUGUCUCAAGGUAAUAUUGCUUCUUGA
Struthio camelus australis is the source of this 1699-nucleotide messenger RNA. The record is from RefSeq and is a predicted model, not a curated record. NCBI's taxonomy places the organism in Eukaryota, Metazoa, Chordata, Aves, Struthioniformes, Struthionidae.